AUGUGGAACAAGUCGCGGCUACGGGCCAUGGGGGAUCAUGUCGCGCAGCGCUUUCGCAAUGGCGAUGAAGCAGAUACUGCAGAGUGGCUCGGCGUGGUGGAGCUGAAGGUAGCGCUGCUACCAGAGGCGACCGAACUGCUGAAGGGCGCCGCUAACCGCGAGGUCCGGUGGGGAUGGGUGGAAGGCCUUUUCCUGCGGCAGAUCUUCGGCGUGCCACAGCGGCACGUUACAGGCGCCCGUGCAGCACAGCUGGGAGCAGAUGGGUGCGCCCCCUGGAAGACAGUGCUGGGCUGUGUAGGGAUCGAUGGAUCGAAGGCGGGUAUGACUUUGAUGAAUUGUUUUCAAGCAAUGGCCAUAAGGCUCUUACCUAAGCACUUCGAAAGCCUCGGCGACAUGACCGAUGUCAACGACACCGAACAGGUGCGCUGGAAAGGUCCUAGUCAACGGCACGAAGCUUUCCUGGCGGUGAUGGUAGCGUUCCAAGCCCGUGCGUUGUCCAGCGAUGUCAAUGGAAGUGUGAGGGACCUGCUUCUCGAGCAUUCGUUGUUGAUGCAGAUCUCCGGCGAUCGCGUCGUGCAGCGCUUUCGUGUCAUGGCAAUGAAGCACGCGCUGCAGAGCUUCCUGGAGCUCUUCGCCUCGCAGCGCGGCGUUUGGAUAUGGGUAGCGCAGCUACCAGAGGCGACCGAACUGCUGAAGGGCUUCUGCACAGUUGAUGUGAAGGAUGUGCAGGCGCCGCUAACCGCGAGGCCUUUUCCUGCGGCAGAUCUUCGGCGUGCCACAGCGGCACGUUACAGGUAUGCCAUGACAUCCCGACAUCCCCAGUGCAUUGGGGCUUGGGGCGCCUGUGCAGCACAGCUGGGAGCAGAUGGCUGUGAGGUACCUCCCAGCACUUCAAACGCCUCGGCGACAUGACCGAUGUCAACGACACCGAACAGGCGCUGGUUUCCUGGUGGUGAUGGUAGCGUUCUGCUCGAUUCCUUGCAGCGCAGCCUGCUGCGAUCUCUGUCCAGCGAUGUCAAUGUAAGUGUGAGGCCUUCCAAGCAGUCGGCAUAGAACGUCUGCUGACUCGGUGGAGAUGCCAGGUUUUUCCGGAGCGUUCUCAAAGAUCUGAUCACAUCACAGAGCACAUCCAGCGAAGCGAAGCAAUCCGAGAGACAAAA
Molecule: messenger RNA, 1160 nt
Organism: Cladocopium goreaui
Lineage: Eukaryota; Dinophyceae; Suessiales; Symbiodiniaceae
Source: the annotation of a GenBank genome assembly